AUGCGGGCACAGUGUAUGCGGAGGACACCGCUCAGUGUGAUCCUCGGACUCCUGUUCCUGAGCAUGACGGCCACAAGCAAGUGCUUGGGCAAGUACCAUGAACUCCUCCUGCAGCUCCGGCGUCAGGCGGGCCAUAUGCAGGACACCAGCACGCUCCUGGACCCCUAUAUCCGCAUCCAAGGCCUGGACACGCCAGGACUGAAGGAGCACUGCAGGGAGCGCCCCGGGGCUUUCCCCAGCGAGGACGCCCUGCGGGGGCUCAGCAGACAGAGCUUCCUGCAGACCCUCAAUGCCACGCUGGGCCUCGUCCUGCACAGACUGACUGCUUUGUAUCAGGACCUCCCUGAAGCCCAGCAGUUGGUGGGACUGAACAUCCGCGGGUUCAGGAGUAACAUCCAUUGCAUGUCCCAGCUGCUGCGCAGCUCCUCAGAGGCAGAGACACCUGAGCCCACUCAGCCAGGCCCCGGGCCCACGCCGCCGCCCACGCCGCCCUCAGACGCCUUCCAGCACAAGUUGAAGAGCUGCAGGUUCCUGCACGGCUACCACCGCUUCAUGCACUCUGUGGGGCAGGUCCUCCAGGAGUGGGGGGAGAGCCGGAGCCGGAGCCGGAGCCGGAGCCGGAGACACAGCCCCUGCCGGGCCCCUGGAGACACAGCCCUCGCCAGGCCCUGCAGAGGGGGGGCCCGCAGGACGUGGCCCUUCCGGAGGGACAGGAGACUCAUGCCGAGGGGACAGCUUCCCCGGUAG
Globicephala melas (long-finned pilot whale) is the source of this 747-nucleotide messenger RNA. RefSeq names its product oncostatin M (gene OSM). Gene Ontology annotation, molecular function: cytokine activity; oncostatin-M receptor binding. Gene Ontology annotation, cellular component: extracellular region. The record is from RefSeq and is a predicted model, not a curated record. Lineage: Eukaryota; Metazoa; Chordata; Mammalia; Artiodactyla; Delphinidae. Gene Ontology annotation, biological process: immune response; oncostatin-M-mediated signaling pathway.